GGUGUGCCCGGCCCCGCCCGCCGCGCCCCUCCCCGCCGCGCGCCUCCCGCCGCCGCCAGUGCCCGGGCGCGCCGCGCUCGCUGCUCGGGGAAUUCUCCCGGUCGCGCCCGCCUGCCACGGGCAUCUGCCGGCGCCUCUCCGGGCCCCACGCAAAACUUUUGCCCCGCCGUUGGCCCUUGGGCGCUCGCUGAGCACCGGGAGUCAAAGUUCCCCGAACCGCGAGGGCGCGCGGGUGCCGGGGCCACCAUGUGCACCAACAUAGUUUACGAGUGGCUGAAAGCGCUGCAGCUCCCGCAGUAUGCGGAGUCCUUCGUGGAUAACGGCUACGACGACCUGGAGGUGUGCAAGCAGAUCGGGGACCCGGACCUGGACGCCAUCGGGGUGCUGGCGCCCGCGCACCGCCGCCGCAUCCUGGAGGCCGUGCGCCGGCUGCGGGAGCAGGACGCCGCGGCCGCCGGCCUCUACUUCACGCUCGAGCCGCAGCCGCCCGCCGUGCCCAGUGGCCGCCGGGGGGAGCCGUGCGGGGGCCCGGUGGAGCACGCACCCCGCGGGGACCCCCGCGCCCAGACCCCCGCCGCCCCGCGCGCCAGGGAGUUGGUGAGCUACCCCAAGCUGAAGCUGAAGAUCAUGAUCAGGGAUAAGCUGGCCCGCGACGGCAUCCACUUGAGCAAGCCCCCGUACUCCCGCAAGGUCCCAAUGGCUGGCAUCCUAGAGUACUUAAUGAAUUGGCCGAAGUCAUCACAGAACCGCUAGAUAUCAUUUUUGAGAACUCGUGGAGGACUGAUGAGGUGCCUUGAAGACUGGAAAAGGGCAUAUUUAGAAUCUUCUUUCAAAAGGGGAAAUGGAUGAUGACCCUGGAAAUACUCAUCAGCUUAACUUUUUGCUUGGAAAAAUCUGGAAUAAUCAACUUAGUGAACUUGGUAACUACCACACACCAGCUAGAUGUGAGGCAGUGAAGAUGUACUGAGUUCUUUUUUAAAAGACAAAUCAUUAUGAAAUCCAGUCAUGUGUAUUUGGUGAUUCUUCCUUUUAUUCAACAAAUUAUUUUUUUAAUUAAAAAAUUUUUUUUUUGACUUUUGAAUCACACCUGGAUGUGCUUAGGGAUCACUCCUGCUGGGCUCAGGGGACCAUAUGGGGUGCCAGGGAUCAAACCUGGGUCAGCAUGUACAAGGCAAAUGUCUUAUCUUUGUACUAUCUCUCCGGCCCCUCAUUGUAUAAAUUCUUGAAGAAAGUUAAUGAGAUGGACUCAGACAUAUGGGUUUUUACUACUUUCAAGUGUCAUAAAUUAAAAAAAAUAGGUUUCUGGCAUUGGCCAGUAAUUACAUUCCUUCCAAGUUACCCUUUAACUUGAGAGCGGUAGUUUUAGUUCUUUAUUUUAAGAUUUUUUUCAUGUUAGACAGGAAUAGUUUGAUAUAUAUGAUGUACUUCUAUAGAGACUAAUUUGGUGUGGGGAUUUUUAAGGCACUUUCUAUAGUAAUAGGUAAUAUUUAAUAUUCUAUAGUAAUAGUAAUAAUGUAGAAUAAUGCUUUCUACAUUAUUUUAUAUGUAAUCAUGAAGCUGGAUUGAGGACCAUCACUAAGGGGAGACAGUUUUUUCUAACUUCUUUUCAAAAAUUUCCUCUGACUGGAGUUUAGUGUGAGGGCUAGUAAGAUAUCUUGCUGUUAUAUCCACAGAGUUCAAGUCUUCUGUGUCAUGUCAGAACUGAUUUUCUUCACCUCCUGGACACUGGUAGGUUGGAGCAGGACAAAAAGGCCCCUCAGGACUACAGGCAGAAAUCAAGGGUACAAUGAGAUAGCUGGGAGAUGAGAUGAAUCUGGAAUUUUCUUUCUCAUUCUUGCAUCUUGCCUUUGGAUAUUGGUAGGGGUUAUUUUCUGCUUGGAAAGUUCAGCUGUGUUGGUGACACAACAAUCAUGGUUAAAGUGAGGUCAUAAGCAUCAGAUAACUGGGAGGGGGGCCUCGGGGAGAGGCAGCUGAGCAAUACUGUACUGCAGUGUUUCUCUGUAUUAUUGGAAGUCCUUAGAGCGAACAUUUAUAUCAGCAUGGUAAUGCCCAGGAGUAAAUUCUCAAAGGAAAAUAAAUUUGCAUUAAUUUCUUCUUGGUACAUAUUGCUCCCUAGAAAUGGGUAGGCAAUGAAGGUCUCUAAGGGUAAUUGAUCCCAAAAGUGCUCCAGAAAUUUAAAAGUUCCAUGGUUAGCAAUUUCUAAAGAUUGAUUUAGAUGCUAGGUAAAAGCAUUCUUAUAUUUAGAUACAAAUGGAAGGAAAUUAAGUUCUGCAGUGUAUAAAAGUUAGUUCUUAAGUAUUAUACUACAAACUAAUUAUUUUUAUUUUCAAAAACUAGACUUUAAAUUUUCCAAGCUAGAUUAUCUUUGGGGGGCGCGGGUCUGUAUAGAUUACAGAUAUAAUUGAUUGUGAUAAUAAUUGGCUUCCUGUUUGAGACCUCAUUUUCAGGUGCAACAUCUGUGGCAGAUUUGUUUUCCAGAUGUCCAUUUGCAUGCGUUUGUUGAACUGUUGCAGGAAAAGACCCACUUUCUCAAAAUUCUAUAAUGAUUACUGUGAACAUGUGAUUUUGUCAACUACAAUCCAAAGGGGGGCUUUAUGAUCAUUUUGGGUUUUAUUUUCUAUUUUGUUUAAUGUUGUUAUGCCACAUUUGAUGUUUUUGUCAGCUUUUGGAAUUUAGAAAUAACAAGGUAGACCCAAAUUAAGUCAUAAUACUCUAAAAUCAUACUCUGGAAUGAUGAGGUUUCAAAGAUGUUUUACCUAAAAUUAGAGGAAGACAACUUUCAAGUAAGCAGUGAAGUAUUGAAAGAAGUCGAUUAAUUCUUUGGCAUUAAAUUUAGAUAAGGGGAGAGAACAGAAGAGACAGAAAAUAGUCUUGGUAUGAAUUGUAUCUGGAGAUAAUUACUCUGCAGAAGAGUAAUUUUUCCAAAGUGCUUUUUCUUCAUAUCUAAACAUUCACAGUCUCCUUAAUUUUUCAGAUAUAGGAAAAGGGUGAGGGGUAAAAUUGCCAUCAGAAUGAAAGAAUUAUCUAUAUACCUGUAGAUAAUAAUACUGAAUUAAAGGUUUGAAAGUUAGUAAGAACAUAGAUCAUUAUCACAAGAAAAGAAACGUUUUUGUGCAGGAUGGAUGCUGACAAGACAUAUGGUGGGAAUCCUUUCCCAGUGCAUACAAACACAGAAUCAUUAUGUGGCACAUUUGAAAUCCAUAUAAUUAAAAAACAUCAGAGGAUUAGCUUGAUUUGUUUAUCCUAGAACAUCCCAACAUAUUAAUUAUAUGUUACUAUAAUAAUUACUAUUAUGUUAAUUAUAUAAUAAUUACUAUUAUAUUAAUUAAUAAUAAUAUUAAUUAUAUUCUUCAUAAUAUUGAAGGAUUUAGGAGGAUCAUAGCAAAUUUUUUUCUAAUUUAUCUUGAAGUUGAGGUGGGGUUGAGAAAAGAAAUAUUUUAUGUAAAUAUUUCUUGGCAUAUGGAAGGCAUUGUUGUAGGGACUGCUUUCUCCCCAAAGGAAGUACAACAGUAAAGAACAGCUCUACUUAGGCAAUUUCUCAAUCCAGAGACAUUUUCAGAUUCUUGUGAAAUUCAUAACAAAACCCAGAAGCACUGAGUUUUACCUUAGAAUUACUCAGAUCUUAGUUCAUAUUCUAGAAGCGUACUAAUAGUCCUUUCCUGUAGUAAAUUUGUUAGGAACAUAAGCUAAAAUGUGGUAAAAAAUUAUCUUGUGUAAUUAUUAACCUCUUCUAAACAUUUUCCCCUUGUCCAUAAAUUGGGACAAAUGGAUACCUCCUAGAGUUCUUAAGAGACUCAAUCCCACAUCAGCACAAAAUUCUAGGUUUAAUGCUUUCACAUAGUAGACACUAAGUAUUUCCCUUUUACCUUACCCAAGUAUUAAAUGUUUAUGAGUUAAAUGAAAAGAAUACGAUCCUUUAAAACAAUGUGCAAGUUCCUCAGACUGAUCUCUUCGAGUCUGGGAAAAUUAUCACAUAGUCACAUAAGAUAUUGAUUUAACUUUCUUUCUUAAUAAUGGCUCUAGGUUUGUAACUUUCAUGUAUAAAUUACUGCUUAGCCAAUGAUGUGCUUUUUUACCCCUUACCUUUAUAACAGUAAUGUAUGAAUUUGGAGUGUAGAAGGCCAUUUCCCCAUAGCGACUCCUGGGAUGAAUCCAGCUGAGGCAUGGCACAGUUGACGGUGGAUCAGCAAACUCUUCUCUCAAUGCAGAGAAAGCAGAUGUGCAGUGACUUGGGAAGCACUUGCCAGAAAGCUGAGAUGAGCAUGUCUGGAUUUUUCCAUGUGACAGAUCUAAGUGUGGAAAACAGAUCUCUUACCUGAUGGGCAUUUGGAGAAUAACAAAGAAUAAAGAUGAAGGAAAAUUGUGUUCUUUGACAGAAUAUGUGGUUGAUAUACCUUUUCUUCUUCCCCACAUAUAAUGCCUAAUUAGAUCUGAAAAUCUAUUUGGGCAGGUGAGAGAUUUCUGAAUUCAGUCUGUGUGAAUAAAAAAGUUCUGUCCAUGACCUCGUAGGAGAGUAGCUCCAACCCAAUCUUGACAAGUCUAGUUCUCGCUUCAGAACAAACAGGGAAUUCAGGGAAUUUUAAGACAAAAGCAGCAGGCACUUGAGCUUAGAAUAAAGCCAUCAUAGAUGCUUUAUUAAAUUAAACCACCUCAGUUGUGCAGAGAAAAGCAAAUGAGUUAGGAUUUCUCUUUCAGAAUUUUCUAAUUUCAUUCUUAUUAGCAGCCUCAAUGGUCACCAAUUAAAUAUUCCUCUAUCAGAUGUUUUUACACUAACAGAUUCUUAGAUGAGAAAUCCUUGAGCUUUCUAUGAUUACUGUUUAAUAGGAGAAAAUCAAAUAGCUUUCUACAACAUGACCAUUACUAUUUCCACACAUUCCAUAAAAUGCAAAAAGAAAAUAGCAGUAUAGAAUGGUAGUUCAACAAAUAGCGUAACUUUUAAAAAGCUUAUCAAGAUAGAUACUUUCUUUGAACCCAUUUGAGCACCCAGCAAUUAAAUUGUUUUUCUUAUAAUUGCUGUUGAAAAUAACUUUAGAGGUAACUGAGAAGUUAAGUUCUAUGUUAAGAGUGAGGGUGAGGUGGUUUUUUUUUUUAUUUAUUUUUUCUUCUUCUGACAAUUUGCUCAAGAUUUCUUCCCUGAAACAAAAGGAAGUCAAUUUUUCCAUAUUAUUUAAAAAGAGAAAUGUCUUUUAUGCAUGUCUUCUGUAUUAUGCAUUUUGUCAGAUGACUAUUCCCUUAUUAUUUCAGAAAUAAAUGCUGUAUUGAAUAGCUCAAGGGCAAAGUGUUCUAUUGAUUGCGGGGAAAAGCUAGAAAUUGUCUUGUUCAUUGCAGUUGUUCUUUUCUAACGCUUCAUAAUAUUCUGAGGUAGACUACUUGGGUUCCUAAGGCUAUUGUUCAUUGAAAAAUUUUUCUCAUACAUGUGUGCUUGGGCCUGAAUAAUCAGCACGAACAAGUGUAUGUCUAAUCAGGUGUGGAUUCAUUCUAAAAGGAAGCCCUAGUUUGGCUGUGUAACUCCCAGGCCUCUGCACAUGCCUUUUGGUCAUUCUUUCUAGAAGGGACUCUGAGAUGGCGUGAUGAAGAUGGAACAGACUUCUGAACGUGGGUCUGCGCUGGGCCUAGGGCCCUGUUUGCAAGCGUCUGUCUGCUUUUCAAUAAAUGUUAUGGUUUUCACAGCA
Molecule: messenger RNA, 5672 nt
Organism: Sorex araneus (European shrew)
Lineage: Eukaryota; Metazoa; Chordata; Mammalia; Eulipotyphla; Soricidae
Gene: SAMD5
Product: sterile alpha motif domain containing 5
Exons: 2
Coding region: 247-753 (168 amino acids)
Molecular function (GO): protein binding
Source: RefSeq, a predicted model, not a curated record